Molecule: messenger RNA, 3443 nt
Organism: Pteronotus mesoamericanus
Lineage: Eukaryota; Metazoa; Chordata; Mammalia; Chiroptera; Mormoopidae
Gene: ITGB5
Product: integrin subunit beta 5
Exons: 15
Coding region: 408-2810 (800 amino acids)
Biological process (GO): cell-matrix adhesion; cell migration; cell adhesion mediated by integrin
Cellular component (GO): focal adhesion; cell surface; integrin complex
Molecular function (GO): integrin binding
Source: RefSeq, a predicted model, not a curated record
GAGGGAGGAAGGGAAGGGGAGGAGGCGAAGGGCAGAGUGUGCCGGCGCGCUGGGGAGCUUCCGCGCGGGGCGCGUCCCGGAGCCGAAGUUGCGGCCGCAGCUCAGAGCCAGCCCCUCCCCUGCCCGGAGCCGCCCCGAACGGCGACACCCCGGGCAUUCAGGCCGGCGAGCCAGGGCUGCGGCGGGCCCCGUACUCAGCCGCGAGCACUGCGGGAGGGAUGGUGGCGGCGGGGCGUGGGCCAGUGCAGCCGCCACCGACUCCCGCCCGGCCCCGAGCACUGUGAAUCCCGGCUGCGGGCUGGGCAUGCGGCUGUGGCCCCCGACCCUCGGCCCCCGCGCACCAGACCGGAACGCACGCCCCCUCGGAGUCCACCGCCCGCACCACCGCUGAACCGGGCGUCCCCACCAUGCCGCGGGCCGGGGCGCCCCUGUACGCCUGCCUCCUUGGGCUCUGCGCCCUGGUGCCCAGGCUUCCAGGUCUCAACAGAUGCACUAGUGGAAGUGCCACCUCUUGUGAAGAAUGUCUGCUAAUCCAUCCAAAAUGUGCCUGGUGCUCGAAAGAGAACUUCGGCAGUCUGCGGUCGGUCGCCUCCCGGUGCGACUUGAGGGCAAACCUGGUCAAAAACGGCUGUGGAGAUGAGUUCGAGAGCCCGGCCAGCGUCACUGAGGUGCUGCGGAGCCUGCCUCUCAGCAGCAAGGGCUCCGGCUCUGCAGGCUCAGACGUCAUUCAGAUGACGCCGCAGGAGGUCGCGGUGAGCCUGCGGCCUGGUGACAAGACUACGUUCCAGCUGCAGGUUCGACAGGUGGAGGACUAUCCUGUGGACUUGUACUACCUGAUGGACCUCUCCCUGUCCAUGAAGGAUGACUUGGACAACAUCCGCAGUCUGGGCACCAAGCUCGCUGAGGAGAUGAGGAAGCUCACCAGCAACUUCCGGUUGGGGUUUGGCUCUUUUGUAGACAAGAACAUUCCUCCUUUCUCCUACACAGCACCAAGGUACCAGACCAAUCCAUGCAUUGGUUACAAGUUAUUCCCAAACUGUGUCCCAUCCUUUGGGUUCCGCCACCUGCUGCCGCUCACAGACAGAGUUGACAGCUUCAAUGAGGAAGUUCGGAAACAGAGGGUGUCCCGGAACCGCGAUGCCCCCGAGGGGGGCUUUGAUGCAAUACUCCAGGCAGCUGUCUGCAAGGAGAAGAUUGGCUGGCGAAAGGAUGCCUUGCACUUGCUGGUCUUCACAACGGACGACGUGCCCCACAUCGCACUCGACGGAAAACUGGGGGGCCUGGUACGGCCGCACGAUGGCCAGUGCCACCUGAACGAGGCCAACGAGUACAUUGCGUCCAACCAGAUGGACUAUCCAUCCCUUGCCUUGCUUGGAGAGAAGUUGGCAGAGAACAACAUCAACCUCAUCUUUGCAGUGACAAAAAACCAUUAUAUGCUCUACAAGAAUUUUACAGCCCUGAUACCUGGAACAACAGUGGAGAUUUUACAUGGAGACUCCAAAAAUAUUCUUCAACUGAUUAUCAAUGCGUACAACAGCAUCCGAUCUAAGGUGGAGCUGUCAGUCUGGGAUCAGCCCGAAGACCUUAACCUCUUCUUCACUGCCACCUGCCAGGAUGGUGUAUCCUACCCUGAUCAGAGGAAGUGUGAGGGCCUGAAGAUCGGGGACACGGCGUCCUUUGAGGUAUCGGUGGAGGCAUGGAGCUGCCCGGGCAAACACACAGAGCAAAUGUUCACCCUACGGCCUGUGGGCUUCCGGGACAGCCUGGAGGUGAGGGUCACCUACAACUGCAAGUGUGGCUGCAGCGCAGGGCUGGAGCGGGACAGCCCCAGAUGCAGUGGGAACGGGACUUACGUUUGCGGUCUGUGUGAGUGCAACCCCAGCUACCUGGGCACCAGGUGCGAGUGCCAGGAAGGGGAGAACCAGAGAGGAUACCAGAACCUGUGCCGGGAAGCAGAGGGCAAGCCCCUGUGCAGCGGGCGCGGGGAGUGCAGCUGCAGCCAGUGCUCCUGCUUCGAGAGCGAAUUCGGGAAGAUCUACGGGCCUUUCUGCGAGUGCGACAACUUCUCCUGCGCUAGGAACAAAGGAGUUCUCUGCUCAGGACACGGUGAAUGUCAUUGCGGAGAAUGCAAGUGCCACGCAGGUUAUAUCGGGGACAACUGUAACUGCUCGACAGACAUCAGCGCAUGCCGGGGCAAGGAUGGCCAGGUCUGCAGUGACCGCGGGCACUGUGUCUGCGGGCAGUGCCAGUGCACAGAGCCAGGAGCCUUUGGGGAGACAUGUGAGAAGUGCCCAACCUGCCCAGAUGCGUGCAGCACCAAGAGAGAUUGUGUCGAGUGCUUGUUGCUUCAUUCGAGGAGCCCGGUUGACAACCAGACCUGCCAAACCCUGUGCAAGGAUGAGGUGAUCACAUGGGCGGACACCAUCGUGAAAGACGACCAGGAAGCUGUCCUCUGUUUCUACAAAACUGCCAAGGACUGUGUCAUGCUGUUCACCUACACAGAGCUGCCCGGGGGGAAGUCCAACCUGACGGUCCUCAGGGAGCCAGAGUGUGGAACAGCCCCCAAUGCCAUGACCAUCCUCCUGGCCGUGGUUGGCAGUAUCCUUCUGAUUGGGAUGGCGCUCCUGGCCAUCUGGAAGCUGCUUGUCACCAUCCACGACCGGAGAGAGUUUGCGAAGUUCCAGAGUGAACGAUCCAGGGCCCGCUAUGAAAUGGCUUCAAACCCUCUGUACAGAAAGCCCAUCUCCACACACACGGUGGAUCUCACCUUCAACAAAUUUAACAAAUCCUACAAUGGCACAGUGGACUGACGGCUCCUUCUCCUUCGAGGGCUGGAGGGGGCAAAUGAUAAAGUCAGAGACUGAGACGCUUUGGACAGCUGCUGGACUCAGUCACAGCUCCCUAGAUAGACAAGCACAGAGACCUUGCAGUGAGCCUGGGGGAGGAGCCAGCCCUGCUUGCAUGGGAAGGCACCCAGCCAUGACACCUGGCUGCUGGGGCAGACCCAUGCUCAGCAGCCACCCCUCCGAGCCUCGGAAAGGCCAGGGGAGUUUGACGCUCUUGGUCCCACCCACCACGUCCAGCCUGUCCUGUCCAUGAACUGCUGAGAUGCUGUGCUGCCUUGCAGGGCCAGGCCUCCAGUCUGGCCAGAGGAGAAGGCUCCUGGGAGUGUCAGUGGAUAAAAUCGAUGCAUGGUCUGGCUUUUUUCGUGUUUGAUUAUUUUUAUACGAAAUAAAAAGAUCAUGCAUUUAUGGUGUAGUUCUGAUUCCUGAGAGUUGUCUGCCUGAUGUCUGUGCCUUGCACAUGGGUGUUGGUGAUGGAAUUACUGAGACGCCUGUUGAAGGCAUGGAGUUUACAAGUGUCAAUUUUCCUCUUUUGUCCAUGUUUGUUUAGUACUUUUGUAAUGGAAAGGAAAGAGAUUGUUGGGGAUUGGAAGUAAAGAU